Messenger RNA from Nelumbo nucifera (sacred lotus), 2384 nucleotides. RefSeq lists its product as uncharacterized. NCBI's taxonomy places the organism in Eukaryota, Viridiplantae, Streptophyta, Magnoliopsida, Proteales, Nelumbonaceae. The record is from RefSeq and is a predicted model, not a curated record.
UAACUAACAAAAAUUUCCACAUCACUCCCCUGACCCUGAGAUCACUCACCCUCACAUUAGUACUACCAUUACUGUCAUUCGCUUCCAUUUCCCACUCUCUUCUUCCACUCCUGACUCCAUCCCACUUUUUCUUUCUCUCUCCUACAUUUCCUCGCUGAAAUUCCGAGAAAUGAACGACGAAAUCGAGCCAUCCACCUCGUCGUCGUCGUCGUCGUCUUCGUCAAAAGAACCAGUCUUUCUUCGAGCAAGAAGAGAGCCAUUCGAGUACGGACUCCUCCCCAUAUCGAAGCUCAUCUUCUCUGAUGGAACAGCAACCCUAGGUCCCCUCAAAGAGAAGCUCAUCCAACGAGCCUCCGCUUCUUCGCCCCCCUCGUCUCCCCUUCGAGUCGACGCUGAUGGCAUUUCCGAAGUCCUUCAGAUCUCGAUCGAGAACGCUCGUCUUGUCCUCGACACCCUCGCAGCCGUCCUCCACUCGGACUCUGAUCCUCUCGUCUCUGCGAGCCCUCAGGAGCUCGAUUCGGUUGGGGCCGAUGUUAAUUAUCUGAUUUUGUUUCUUUAUAUCCAAUCCUACAAGAGGCUUCUCCCUAGGACGCAUAAGGACUCAGUUGCUGUUGCCGAUGUCUGGCCUUCGACUUCUGCUUUCGAUGGAUACCUAUCGGCUCUAUCCCCUUUACAGCUUGUUCGUAGCAACAGCCGUCGGUUUAUGCCAUCACAAGCUGAUGAAGAGGCCCAUCAGUUAUCCUAUUUACAGAAACACAUGGCAAACAUUCUUGCACUGCUGGCAGAGUCUGUGGAAGGCGAUGAAGAGGAAUCUCUGGUAUUGACCUUAGAAAGGUUUGAACAUCUUGGGUUCCUCAUUCAGUUUGGUGAAAAGGGGUCUGAAGGAAUUCCACUGAGCCAGGCCACACCUUUUUUUGCAAAUUCUGAUCCAGACAUGCCUGCUGUCCCUGUGCCAGCAGCACAAGUUCAUGAUUGGAUUCUACAAAAUAUAGCUACUGCUUUAGAGCAUAGCUCAGAGAGAGUUUCUAUGAAAGAAAAUGGGCUACCCAAUAGCUCUGAUCAGGAUGUUGCUAUGGCUGAUGCCUGCGCCAGUUCCUUCAAGAGUUCUACCUGUACCAGGAAUCUGAGUUUUGUAGAGGGAGUUUCAAAAACUUCAAUCAUAAAGCAAGCGUCUGAUCUGAAGGGUUCUUCUGUAAAGGUUUUAAAUUGUCAUGACUCAGUGAUAUACAUAUUAGCACCCUUAAGAUAUGCCACUGUUUAUGGAUGUUCUGAUGCAACUAUAGUUCUUGGAGCUGUUGGCAAGGCUGUAAGAGUGGAGCACUGUGAGCGCGUGCAAGUGAUUGCAGCAGCAAAACGAAUUUGUAUUGCCAAUUGUCGUGAGUGCUUGUUCUUCCUUGGGGUAAAUCAGCAACCACUUAUUCUUGGAGAUAAUCAUAAGCUGCAGGUGGCACCAUAUAAUACUUUUUAUCCACAACUGAAGGAACACAUGACUCAAGUUGGUGUUGAUACAAGUAUAAACAGAUGGAAUGAACCCAUGGUGCUGGGUAUGGUUGAUCCACAUGAUUCGUUAUCUCAUCCUGCAGGGGUCUCUGAUGUUCAAGCAGAGUCAGCAACAUGUCUUGAUCCUGAUCAGUUCACAAAUUUCUUGAUUCCCAACUGGGUUGGAGGUGAAUCACCUGAGUCCACUAAACACAACCCAUUUUCAUUGCCUGAGACCUACAUGGCAUCUCAGCAAAAAAAUCACCAGAAUUUAGGGGAAAUAAAGCAAGCUUUGAGAGACUUGCAGCUUGAAGAGAGUCGAAAACGGGAACUAUCAAACGCUCUCCACAUAUACUUCAAAGACUGGCUAUAUACUUCUGGAAAUAUCCGUCAGCUUUACUGCCUACAAGGUGACUGAGGUUGUGAGGUGUUUAGGGCAUAAUCAAGCUCUUGAAGAAAUUGUAAAUUGUAGUGUGGUUCCCUGUCUUGGUCAUUGACCGUUCACGUGACCCUGCUUUUAUUAGGACUGCAGGCAACAAAGAAUCAGCCACAUGCGAGUGAUGCACCUGAUUAUGUGUUGACACUGACACAACAAGACCAGGGGGAUAUAUGGGACUGGGAUCAAUCUCUCUGUAUUUGUAUUAGCCAAGGUUCAAUCCUUGUGAAACCGAGGUAUAUGGUUUCAUGGAUUUAGCGUUUUUAUCCUUUAAUCUUUGAGUUUUCUUUGGGAGUCGAUUGCUGUUAACCUUGUAUUAAUUGCAGUAACUGCCUCUAGAUAUAACAGCCUCCAAUUUCACCUAAUAACGAUUCAGUAAAUACCUACAAUCAGAGGCUAAUCAUCAUUACCACAAACGAGGAAUUCCAGUAAACAACGCCUCUUGAAAUGACAUGCUAUUUUACCGUUA